Molecule: messenger RNA, 834 nt
Organism: Sphenostylis stenocarpa
Lineage: Eukaryota; Viridiplantae; Streptophyta; Magnoliopsida; Fabales; Fabaceae
Source: the annotation of a GenBank genome assembly
AUGGGCGUGCUCAGCGAAGAUCCGAUCGUCAUCCGUGAAGUUUGGGCUUCCAAUUUAGAAUCCGAAUUCCAACUCAUCCGCGAACUCAUCGAUCGCUAUCCUUUCAUCUCCAUGGACACCGAAUUCCCCGGUGUGGUUUUCCGGCCCCAUGUGGACCCUUCCAAACCCUACAACCACCGCACGCGCCGCCCCGCUGACCACUACCGCCUCCUCAAGUCCAACGUCGACGCGCUCAACCUCAUCCAGGUCGGCCUCACGCUCUCCGAUUCCGCCGGGAAUCUCCCCGGCGCCGACGGGAACCGCUUCAUCUGGGAAUUCAACUUCCGGGAUUUCGACGUGGCGCGUGACGCCUACGCGCCGGACUCCAUUGCGCUCCUCCGCUGCCAGGGGAUCGACUUCGAACGCAACGCGGCCGUCGGCGUAGACUCCACGCGCUUCGCUGAGCUGAUGAUGUCCUCGGGACUCGUGUGCAACGACGCCGUGAGCUGGGUCACGUUUCACAGCGCGUACGAUUUCGGGUACUUGGUUAAGAUACUGACCCGAAGGGAUUUACCGACCCGGUUGGAGGAAUUUUUAAGCGUUGUGAAAGUGUUUUUUGGAGAUAAGGUUUAUGAUGUGAAGCACAUGAUGAGGUUCUGUGAUACACUAUACGGUGGUUUGGACCGGGUUGCACGGACCCUUAACGUGGACCGCGCCGUAGGGAAGUGCCAUCAGGCUGGGUCAGACAGCUUGCUGACCUGGCACGCCUUCCAGAAGAUUGUGGAUAUUUAUUUUGUCAAAGAUGAACACCAAAAACAUGCUGGUGUGUUGUUUGGACUAGAAGUUCUAUGUUAA